CGGUUGUGAUGCUGAUGUAAUGUUAUGGUCGUUAAUGUGGUGAGGUACUGCCAUGGGUUUAUAACUGGGUAUCGCUCUCUCGCUUUUCGUUUCUGUUGUUAUUUCCUAAAUCCAUUGGGAUAACAGUCUCCAUUGAAAUAUUGAAUGAUCUGACUGUGAGGGGCUGAGCACUUUCGCUAUUCGUUUUCUUUGUCUAUCUUUGUCUUUCAUUGGUUCAAGCAUUGGUUCAUUUAAUGAUAAUAUUUCUGCUUCCUCGGUCUUGCUCUUUGCGCUAUGGUCUAUGGUUCGGUACCUUUCUGCGGACGCAUCCCUAUCGUCCGCCUCAUGGCUUCAGUGGGAGAGAGAUGUUGUUAUGUGCUAGUAGGACGAUCUGAUUAUUUGAGCUGGAAGGAUUUAGAACGAGUGGCACUGCCUUGUUUUCUUUGAUUUCUUUAUAUGGGGCGGGAGAAGUUACCCAGUGGAACGUCUUCUCGCUCUCUUCUGUAUCAUUAUGUCAGCCGGAUGAAGUUCAAUCGGGUACCUUUCCUCGCUCUCGACUUCGGUAAUGUCGACCAAAUUUCUUGUAGGUUCAUAACAGUCAUGCAAGAAUCCUCUGAAGUGAAACCCGCCUAUAUAAUUGAGUAUGAACACACACCUAAUGUUUUAUUCAAAUAUGAAAACGCUAAAUUGAUGACCGCUUUAACACUAGCCAUUCUCAUUAUCACUAUAAUGCUUGGAGUCACACUUGGUUAUCGGAUCGGUCUUACAACAGACUAUCCUUUACAAAAACUUCUAAAUUUCUCAACUCUAUGCGCGACCAUCUACCUUUACCACGCAAGAUCAACUCAUCUCGACAGUGUACCAAAGUCCACCUCUUAUUUACACUCACUUGACAUAUAUUUACGAUCUGAAAAAAUCGAAAGCACUAAAUUGAAUUACUAUAUGGACAUGCUGAAUUAUGUGGCCUCUACAGACUUCAGACAUGCUUUCCCUCGCCACAUAUACUACGCCUCACGUUAUAGUUUAUACUUUUUUGUUGCAAUAUCAAUUCUUUAUCACUCUGUAAUUGCCAAGUUCCGCGACCCGAUGUGGGUAUUAAGGUUAUUACUCCAGGGUGUAAUGAUUAUACCAAUGUACGAACUCAAUAACAACAAUUACUACAAUUACCACGAUCCAAUUGUAUCGGGGACUCGAGGUAUACCGUCACAUGAAUUCUUAAAAGCUCGGAACCGUGACUAUGCUUGUGGCUUAUCUGGAAUCGAUAAUAAAGGUAUCAGUCAUUACCCGCUAACACCUUCUCUUCUAAGCAAGAUACCACAAGUUUCAGCGGAAGCAGCGCCGACUCAACGAUACAUACAGAUCUGCGAAAAUUUAUAUCAUGGAACUGUGGAUGGGCCGACCCACCUCAACGAAUUACCAAAAGACACUCUUCUAGCGGGGCCGUUGAGCGGCUUCACUAUGAAUGCUGUACGCGGACAUGCUCAUGAAUUCUCGAAACCGCAGAAUAAGCUGAGAAGUGACUGUCAGUCUCUCCUGAUACGAGCACUCUACUUCGAGAAACGUUGGAACUUGGAUACCGCUGCUGAACAUACAACGCCAUAUAAUCAUAUUGAUCUUCAUUAAGAUAAUAUUUUUGUACAAAAUUUAUUCCCC
This is a messenger RNA of Wallemia mellicola CBS 633.66, 1632 nucleotides long. RefSeq lists its product as hypothetical. The transcript is spliced from 2 exons. The coding region runs from base 436 to 1602 and encodes 388 amino acids. The record is from RefSeq and is a predicted model, not a curated record. Lineage: Eukaryota; Fungi; Basidiomycota; Wallemiomycetes; Wallemiales; Wallemiaceae.